Molecule: messenger RNA, 654 nt
Organism: Rhinocladiella mackenziei CBS 650.93
Lineage: Eukaryota; Fungi; Ascomycota; Eurotiomycetes; Chaetothyriales; Herpotrichiellaceae
Exons: 3
Coding region: 1-654 (217 amino acids)
Biological process (GO): protein lipidation; protein modification by small protein conjugation; macroautophagy
Cellular component (GO): intracellular anatomical structure
Molecular function (GO): Atg12 transferase activity
Source: RefSeq, a predicted model, not a curated record
AUGGGUGCCCUUGGCGCAUUUCCGAGCCUCACAGAACAGGAAUUCUUCGAGGCGUGCCAGUCUCUCGAAUGCAGGAGUUCGGAUAAGAUAAACGACACGGAUUGGUUGAGCGUAAGAUGGACAGGAAAAGAACUCCUGAUCAAGCAGAAGCGGAAACUUUCAGAUCAGAAUCACCAAAAUCCCAAGGACGAUGACGAGGCAAAUCGUGACGACACGAUUGAGGAGGGGAUGGAAGACACAAUCUAUCAUAAUACCCUUGUCCCCAGAGGCAACGGCUCGGAUUUCCUGAUCGUCGAUUUUUCCAUCACCAUCUCACCAACUUAUCAAGUACCUGUGCUGUGGUUCUCUUGCCACUUUGGACUGGACCAAAAGCCGUUGAGCCUCGACCAAGUGUAUCGCUGGAUGGUCCCUCAGACAUUACACGAUUCAUUGCGUCGCGUCAGCGUCAUGGGGGGAAUCAGCAUGGCGCAUCAUCCAGUCUCGGAUCUACCAGCCUUCUUCCUCCAUCCAUGCAACACACCCGAAGCUCUUUCAGUACUCAGGCCGGACGAGCCUUUGACUCCAGAAGGAUAUCUGAUUCUCUGGCUCGGUCUGGUCGGCUCUGUGGUGGGCCUGCAUGUUCCUAGUAAGCUUUUUGACCACGGAGUAGGAUAG